UGAGCGUGCGUACUUCCUAUUUACGCCAUUUUCACUGCUUUUGUUUAGGUCCCAAAGAUAAUAUUGAAAAAUUACGUUAAAUAAUAUGUAAGAAUGGCGUGCGUUGAAAAUUUAAAGCAAGAACUUAAGCAGCUAGAGUCUAUGUUCAAGAAAGAUGACGUUCGAUUUCAAAUUCACACAGCAAACAUGGAUGAACUUGUAUGCAAGUUCAUUGGGGCUAACAGAGAGAAGUUCGUCAUUCGUUGCAACUUCACGGACUCAUAUCCAUCUUCACCUCCUGUUUGGUUUUCUGAAGUAGAUGACCCAGUUAUAUCAACAGUAGUUACAGAAUUAUCAGAAAUCAGAGGUUCUGCGUUCAUGUUAUUACGAAUGGUGAGGAAGUUGGUAAGAGAACUCUGCAAACUUCACAAUGUAACAGAACCCCCUGGAUUAGUGAGGCUAGACGAGAUUAAACCAGAAUCAUCAUUUCAAAAUGAUAUAGACAUGAGUUCAGCAGAUGAGGAUGAGGAAGAUGGAGAAGUAGAAGAAGAUGAGGAUGAGGAAGACGAACAAAAUUAUGAAAUGGAAGAAGAACCCCCUGAUGCGUCCAAAGAGGAUGAUAGUUCCAAUAUCGAUGCAGGAAAUGUAGCUGUCUUAGAAAGGUUAAAGACAAAUCAACGAAGAGAUUAUUUAAAGGGUUCUGUAUCUGGAUCAAUUCAAGCAACAGAUAGACUGAUGAAGGAACUAAAGGAAAUCUAUAGGUCAAGGAAUUAUAGAGACAAACAUUACACAGUGGAAUUAGUCAAUGAUAGUCUUUAUGAUUGGAAUGUCCACAUAUUUAAAGUUGACAAGGACAGUGCUUUAUAUGCAGAUUUACAGCAACUCAAAGAAAAGGAAGGCAAAGAUCAUUUAUUACUUAAUAUGACAUUUAAGGAUAAUUUUCCAUUUGACCCUCCAUUCAUACGUGUUGUUUUUCCUGUGUUAACGGGGGGAUACGUUCUUGGUGGAGGGGCCAUAUGCAUGGAGCUACUAACAAAGCAAGGCUGGAGUAGUGCAUACAGUAUCGAAUCCAUUAUAAUGCAAAUAGGUGCAACACUAGUUAAAGGCAAAGCUAGGAUACAAUUUGGAGCUUCUAAGAGUCAAUACAGUUUAGCCAGGGCACAGCAAUCAUUCAAGUCAUUAGUACAAAUUCAUGAAAAAAAUGGCUGGUUUACUCCACCAAAAGAAGAGGGAUGAUGAAUACAUAAAACCAUAGGUGUUAAAAAAAUAUCUAAGAAUGGGGAUAACAGCCCAAUUGACACUGAACAGCAGAUGUUGUGUACUGGUCAUCCACAGAUCUUCAUUGUAAUAGUUUUUGUUCGGUUCUCUUGAAGUUGGUGCUAGGCCAAUUCUAAGAAAAAAUAAUCGAACCAAGGUGUCUUACUCUUCUGCCGACCAACCAAUGACCAUGCACAGUUAGGCCUCUCGAUGCCUUAGUAGUAAAUGUUGAACUGGAGAUAUUAAUUUAUACCAAAUACCAGUUUAAAAUUUGUCAUAGAUGAGAUAUCAAGCAGUGUAGUUCUCGAGGCCCCCGUGCUUUCAAAUUUGGGUUCAUGUAUAAUAAGGCAUUGCUUGUAGCUUUAUUAAUGACUAACAUUUAAGAACAAUAAAUACAGCUUCAAGGUUCCAAUUCCAUGUGUUCGUUAGGCAAUUAAGGGUGGGAUUCGUUGACUUAAGCCGGUUUAGAAUAUAAACGUUCAGAAAUGCAGACAUGUUUUUAUUUACUUCAUAUUAUGACCACUGACCAAUAAUGUAAUUUAAACCAUCAAAAUAUGCAUUUGGAAAAUAUAUCAAAUUGUAAUUUAUCAUUUACGAUAGUAAUGCUUUUUGUCAAUUUUUAAUAUAUUUUCAGAAAAUAUUUAAAAUGCUAAGAAAUCGUAUUAAAAUUUUGUGACUUCAAAUCACAUUGAAGCUCUGUCCACUCAAACUUUAUUUGACAAAAACAUGUGACAUGCCUAAAUAUGGUCAUGAUGACAUCACAUCAUGACCAUAUAUGGGCACAUCAUGACUAUAUGUGGGCAUACAACAGCUUUUUGGUCAAAAUAGAAUUUGAUUUGGUCAGGGCCGAACAUUUUGGAUUCAUGAUUUGCUGUCAGACAGGAGGCAGUCGGCUCCUCAACAUUUAGGUACGAUUGCUGCUAAUAUCUAUUGAUCAUUGUAUAAACUCAUUUUUCUGCCCUCCAAAAUAAUGUUUUUACCCAGCACAUCUUACUAAAAACAGAAGUAGGAAAUUUUGUUGAAACUUUUGCAAUAAGUAUGAUAAUAGUAUUGUAAAAUCAAGUUUUCUUCUAAAUUUAAUUUAAUCUUGUUUAAUAUAGGCCUAAUUAAGACUGUUGUUUACUUGUAAAACCAAGUUUAUUGUGGAUAUUGUAGUGGUUAUUCCUAAACAUUUCAUUUAUUUCUAUAUUAAAUUAAUUUUUGAUGAAAA
Molecule: messenger RNA, 2446 nt
Organism: Anneissia japonica
Lineage: Eukaryota; Metazoa; Echinodermata; Crinoidea; Comatulida; Comatulidae
Product: ubiquitin-conjugating enzyme E2 Q1-like
Exons: 10
Coding region: 94-1215 (373 amino acids)
Source: RefSeq, a predicted model, not a curated record